Acipenser ruthenus (sterlet) is the source of this 4884-nucleotide messenger RNA. RefSeq names its product neurofilament medium polypeptide-like. The transcript is spliced from 3 exons. Gene Ontology annotation, biological process: neurofilament bundle assembly. NCBI's taxonomy places the organism in Eukaryota, Metazoa, Chordata, Actinopteri, Acipenseriformes, Acipenseridae. The record is from RefSeq and is a predicted model, not a curated record. Gene Ontology annotation, cellular component: cytoplasm; postsynaptic intermediate filament cytoskeleton; intermediate filament. Gene Ontology annotation, molecular function: structural constituent of cytoskeleton. Bases 17 to 4594 code for a protein of 1525 amino acids.
UUGGGUAUUCUCGAAGAUGAGCUACGGCAUGGAAUAUCUCACGAGCUCUCCGCAUAGGAGGGCACGAGGUGACUUGCUCCGAUUUCAGCCUAAAAACCUCGGAUCGUCCUCUACAGGGGUGCAGUUUUCCAGGAGCUCUCUCAGCACUGGGUCGUCUGGGUCAUUCAAACAGUGCAGUCUGAUGCGUAAAAAAGAAUACAGUUCUCCUGUUCUCAGAUCCACUGAUAGCACAGACCUUGUAAACCCGUUUAAAGUGCCGAAUAUAAACGAGAAGCAGCUUCUCCAGGGGCUUAACGACCGCUUUGCAGGCUUUAUCGAAAAGGUUCGUCAUCUUGAAAGCCAGAACAACAUUUUGGAAAAUGAGAUUCAGGAACUAAGGCAAAAGCAAGUUUCCCUGUCCUCGCUGUCUGAAGUUUACGAUCCUGAAAUCAAAGCUCUAAGAGAGCUUGUCGGUGAAAUUACCUCUCAAAAGGCUCAGAUUGAGCUCGAGCAUCAUCAUUUGGAGGAAGAUAUUCACCUUUUGAGGGGGAGAUAUGAAGAGGAAGCACGCAGUAGAUCAGACACUGAGGCCAGCAUUAUGACAUUGAAGAAAGAUAUUAAUGACGCACAGCUGUCCAAACUGGAACUGGACAAAAAAGCUCACUCUCUGAUGGAAGAAAUACUUUUCUUAAAGAAAAACCACCAAGAAGAGGUAUCGGAAAUGAUGGCCCAAAUCCACGAUGCGCAAGUUACUGUCGAUAUGAAAGACUUUGGAAAGCCAGACAUCACUGCGGCUUUGAGGGAAAUCAGAAGCCAGCUUGAAGAUCACACCAAUACCAACAGGCAACAAGCAGAGGAAUGUUUCAGGGCCAGGGUAGCUAAACUGACAAAAGCAGCUGAAGUGAAUAAUGAAGCACUCCAAGUCAGAAGAGAACACAUCCACGAGCACAGACGCCAACUGCAGUCAAAAACCAUAGAGCUGGAGACAGUUAAAGGCACCAGGGAAUCUUUAGAGAAGCAACUCGGUGCCCUUGAAGAGAGGCACGAUGCAGAAAUCAGUCAUUACCAGGAUGCUAUCCAACAGCUGGAGCAUGAGCUUAAACACACACAGUAUGAUAUGUCUGGCCACCUGAGGGAGUACCAGGAUCUUCUGAAUGUCAAAAUGGCCCUAGAUGUGGAGAUUGCUUCCUAUAGGAAACUUUUGGAAGGUGAGGAAACAAGAUUUUCUUCAGUUGCUGCAGGCCAUGUUCCUGCAUCAUAUGAGUACAGACAAUCCUCUGUCUACACUGUGCCAAGUUUCACAAGGCAGAAAACUACCACUAAGAAGGUGGAGCCACAGUAUAAGUUUGUUGAGGAGAUCAUCACAGAAACAACCAAAGAAGGGGAAAUGUCAGAGAUUGAUGACACUGAUACAGAGGAAAUAAUGAGUGAAGAAGAAAGGAUGGAAAAGGAGAGUCCAGAGGAUGAGGUGGAAACAACAACUGACAAUGGAGAGGCACAAGAGGAUGGAGAGGAAGUGGACACUGUAGAAGCAGAGAAACACAAGGAAGAUGAACAAGAAGUGACCUCAUCUGAACCUGGGGAUGAGGAGGAAACUGCAGUUAAAAAAGGUGACAAAGAUGCAAUUGAAAAUGAAGUUGCAUCUGAAGCUAUAGAAGAGAUAGAAACUUCCCAAGAUGAUGUGGUUGAUGCAAAAGACACCAAGGAUAAGAAAGAAGCAAAAGAAGAGAGCCCUAAUCAAGUAGAAACCUUUGAGGAUGUGAAGAAAACUAUUGUGGAAGAAAUCACAAAGGAACCUACAGAUGUAGCAGAAACCGAAACAGAAGAGGCACCAGAAGAUGAACCUUUCGGAGAACCAAAAUCACUACCCAGUGAAGUGACACCAGAAAUAGAUGAAAGUGAAGAGCCAAAAAAAGAACAGACUUCAAAUGACCAAACCGAAGAGGAAAAAGAAGUAGAAAAAACAGACCAAAAAAAGGAGAGUUCUAUAAUAAAGAAAAAGGAAGAUAAAUCUGAAGAGAAAAGCAUCACCGCAGAGGAGGAAAUUAAGCCAGAAGAGAAAAGCCCUCUUGAGGAAAAGACAGCAGAGAAAGAAAUCCAUGAACACACUGAGGAACAAGAUAUCAUGGAACCAAAGGAGAUGACCAGUCCAUUUGAAUCAGAAGAAGAGACUUCAAAAACUGAAGAUAAAAUAACCACAGAUGUUAAAGUGGAAUCCAAGGAUAUUCUAAAAGAGGAGGUGGUGAACCAAACAAAAUCAGAAGAAGAGGGUGCUUCAGAACCUGAGAAGAUUGAAGAGAAAGCAACCUCAGAUAUUGAAGCAGCACAAGAAGACAUUCGAAAAGAGGAGACAGUGCGUGAAUUAAAAUCAGAAGAAGAGAAUUCAGAACAUGAGAAGACUGUACAGGUAACCACAGAUGUCAAAUUACAGAACAAAGAGGUGGUCACCCAGGCAAAAUCUGAAGAAAAUGAUGCUUCAAGACCACACACACCUGAAGAGAAAGCACAGGCAGAUAUCAAGGUGGAACCGAAGGAUCUUCAUAAAGAGGAGUCGAUGAGCCAACAGGAAUCAAAAGAUGUUGCUUCAAAGCCUGGCACACCUGAAGAGAAAACAACUCCAGAUAUUGAAGCAACACAAGAAGACAUUCCAAAAGAGGAGACUGUGCGUGAAUUAAAAUCAGAAAAAGAGAAUUCAUUACCUGAGAAGACUAUAAAGGAGGUAACCACAUAUGUCAAAUUGGAACCCAAGGAUCUUAUUACAGAGAAGGUGGUCCCCCAGACAAAAUCUGAAGAAAAAGAUGCUUCAAAACCACACACACCUGAAGAGAAAGCACAGGCAAAUAUCAAGGUGGAACCGAAGGAUCUUCAUAAAGAGGAGUCGAUGAGCCAACAGGAAUCAAAAGAUGUUGCUUCAAAGCCUGGCACACCUGAAGAGAAAACAACCCCAGAUAUUGAAGCAGCACAAGAAGACAUUCCAAAAGAGGAGACUGUGCGUGAAUUAAAAUCAGAAAAAGAGAAUUCAGUACCUGAGAAGACUAUAAAGGAGGUAACCACAUAUGUCAAAUUGGAACCCAAGGAUCUUAUUACAGAGAAGGUGGUCCCCCAGACAAAAUCUGAAGAAAAAGAUGCUUCAAAACCACACACACCUGAAGAGAAAGCACAGGCAAAUAUCAAGGUGGAACCGAAGGAUAUUCAUAAAGAGGAGUCGAUGAGCCAACAGGAAUCAAAAGAUGUUGCUUCAAAGCCUGGCACACCUGAAGAGAAAACAACCCCAGAUAUUGAAGCAGCACAAGAAGACAUUCCAAAAGAGGAGACUGUGCGUGAAUUAAAAUCAGAAAAAGAGAAUUCAGUACCUGAGAAGACUAUAAAGGAGGUAACCACAUAUGUCAAAUUGGAACCCAAGGAUCUUAUUACAGAGAAGGUGGUCCCCCAGACAAAAUCUGAAGAAAAAGAUGCUUCAAAACCACACACACCUGAAGAGAAAGUACAGGCAGAUAUCAUGGUGGAACUGAAGGACCUUCAGAAAGAGACAAUGAGCCACUUGCAAUCAGAAGAUGUUGCUUCGAAGCCUGGCAAACCUGAAGAGAAAACAACGCCUGAUAUCAAAGCAAAAGAAUUAAAGUCCGCAGAAGAGGACACUUUGAAACCUGAAAAGACUGAAAAGAAAGUAUUCACAGGCGUCAAGGUGGAAGUUAAAGACCUGCCAAAAGAGGAGACAGCAAGCCAAUUGAUAAUAGAAGAUGUGCUGAAGUCUGUCAAACCUGAAGAGAAAGCAACCACAGAUACCAAUGUCGAAACCAAAGAAAUUCAAAAAGAGGAGGUGGUUAGUAAAGUGAAAGUAGAUGUUGCUCUGAUGUCUGACAAACCCAAAGAGAAAGCAACCCCAGAAGAUGAAGAGUUAAAAGCAGACAAAGUUCUAGAGGAAGGAAAAGAAGCAGAUUUAGAGGAAGACCAAAAGCCUGAAUUACCACUGUCUCCAAAAGAGGAAAAUAUAAAGGACAGCAUUACAAUACUAAGUGAAGGAAAAGAUGAACAACUUUCCAAGAAAGACUACAAAUCUACAGAGGGCACAGAGGAGGCAAGACAGUUCAAAUCUGAGCUAAAGGAGAGCACAGAAACUCACACUAACUUAGAAACAAAACCACAAGAGAUGUCUCCAAGAAAGGAGAAACCUGCUUACAGCUCUGAUAUGGAAAAGACAGAGCACUUAAAGGAGACAGAGUUGAUUCCACAAAAAAAGAAAGUACAAGAAUGUCCAGAGAGCCCAGAUACUGAAGCAGAUGAAAAAAAGAUCAGUGAUUCCAAAGAAAAAAAAACAGUGGAGGAAGAAGUGCCAUCUCCAAAGGAAACCCCUGUAAAAGAGAACAAACUCUUGACAGAUGACAUGGAUGAAAAGAUAGAGCCAGAAGAAAAGGUGACAGAAGAAAAUGUCACAUCCACAACACAAGAGAAUGGUCUUGAUGAAAGUGAAAACUUGAGCAAGGAGGAGAUGAUCGACACAGUGGAGACCAAAGUGCCUGCAAAGGAGAAUCAGGUAGAAAAGACAAAAGCAACACAAGAAGAACUCAAAACCUCUAAAAAAGAAACAAUGCAAGAUAUUGACAGCAGAAAGUAAUAUGCAAAAACAGUUAAAGACAGAACUUUAAAAAUGUAUGUGACAAGCUAAAAAGCUUUAAAAAUGUAUGUGACAAGCUAAAAAUUCUUAAUGCAUGAAAUUGUGUAAUGUACUGAACAGACAGUCAAGCUUGCUAAAUUUGAAUGUACAGUGCUAUUUAGUUAAAUAUGAACUUUAAAUGAGUUUUAAAUCUAUAUUGACUGUCUGAAAAAUUUGAGUGUAGCAAUGCCCAUGAAUGAUAUCUACAAACAUGCUUUCUGGAUAUAAGAAUAAAUUACAUUUGCAGAGAA